GGGACCAGGCUGAGGACUCUGAGCGGCAGCCCGGCGCACGCCACCUUCUCGUCAGCCAGCGAUCUGUCACCCCCGGUAACGCCGUGCCCUGCCACCGACACUUCUCUCUCCUCCUGUUCCCUGGUGCUGGAAAAUGGCGGCCUCGGUCUGUGUCAACAUCCAGAUGCUUCUGGAGGCGGCGGAGUAUCUGGAGCGGAGGGAGAGAGAAGCCGAGCAUGGUUAUGCUUCCAUGUUGCCUUACAAUAGCAAGGAGAGGGACAGCUUGAAGAGGAAAAGCAAGUCGAAGAAAAGCAGCAGCAGCAGAUCAACCCAUAAUGAAAUGGAGAAGAACAGGCGAGCUAAUUUGCGGCUAUGUCUGGAAAAACUAAAAGUAUUGGUACCCUUAGGUCCUGAAUCUAACAGGCAUACCACGCUAAGUCUCUUAACAAGAGCAAAGUUGCACAUAAAGAAACUUGAAGAUUGUGAUAGAAGGUCACAGCACCAACUAGAGCAGCUACAGCGGGAGCAGCGGCACUUAAAAAGACAGCUAGAAAAAUUUGGGGUGGAAAGAAUAAGAAUGAACAGUGUAAGAUCGGCAGUGUCAUCUGAGAGAUCGGAUUCUGAUCAGGAAGAGAUUGAUGUGGAUGUCGAGAGCACAGACUAUUUAACAGCAGACCUGGACUGGAGCAGUAGUAGCAGCAGUGCCAGUGACUUGGACGAGAGAGGAAGCUUGCAGAGCAUUUGCAGUGACGAAGGUUAUUUCAGUGCCGGAAUUAAAAGGAUAGAACUACAAGACAAUCCCAAAUCCAGUGUUACCCUAUAA
Bufo gargarizans (Asiatic toad) is the source of this 802-nucleotide messenger RNA. RefSeq names its product max dimerization protein 1. NCBI's taxonomy places the organism in Eukaryota, Metazoa, Chordata, Amphibia, Anura, Bufonidae. Bases 134 to 802 code for a protein of 222 amino acids. The record is from RefSeq and is a predicted model, not a curated record. Gene Ontology annotation, biological process: negative regulation of transcription by RNA polymerase II. Gene Ontology annotation, molecular function: RNA polymerase II cis-regulatory region sequence-specific DNA binding; protein dimerization activity; DNA-binding transcription factor activity, RNA polymerase II-specific. The transcript has a single exon.